AUGAAGAGAACCAACACCGUCCAGCGCAGCUCGUUCGACUUUCCCGGACCUCGAGCAGUACGUUUCGAAUUCCUCGAGCAAGAUACCAUCCAAAUCACCAUUCCCCCAACUAGCGACUGGCGAAUGCCUGAGUACUGGAACUACCAACAUCUCGACGCUCGGCAAAUUACCAGCCUCAGCGGUCUCAUCGUCGUAUCCGUUGGAUCGAUCCACCACUCAGGCGGGGGAGGUCGCUAUACUUCAGCUGGAGUCACGUUGAAUUUCCAGACAAAGGAAAGGUAUAGCUGGGGCCCAACCUCCGAGCAGAAGAAGACGGGUGGCGAUCUAGUCGUGCUGUUGAUCGCUAACGAAGCCCUCCAUCGAAAUGUCUACAGCGCGGAGCUGGACCGCGAGAGAUUCCCUCGUUUGGAUUCUACACCUCUCUGGCUGAGAGGCGUCUUCUCGUUCCUCUCGAAGACUUCUCCAAGAAGCUACGAGCGUCUCCUUUCCUUGACUUCGAGAAUCCAGCGGACUAUGACACUGUAUGCUCACGAUUACCACGAGGAUCAUGGACGGAUCUGGUUUAGUCGGCUAAGGCUUUCCAUUCUUCCUAUAGACCCUGUGCCACGAUGGGUGCACGAUUGGGAAACGAGAAGCAUGAUUUGGAUAUCGAAAACGGUGGGCUCGGGAUGUUAUUGGGUAGGAAAAUUGCUUCUAGGGAUGAAUGACUAUUAUGCGGAAUAUACGCCGUCGGCGGKGAGGAAAGCGAUGGCUGAGAUUGUGCAGACUUAUGAGAAGUAA
Molecule: messenger RNA, 780 nt
Organism: Ramularia collo-cygni
Lineage: Eukaryota; Fungi; Ascomycota; Dothideomycetes; Mycosphaerellales; Mycosphaerellaceae
Exons: 1
Coding region: 1-780 (259 amino acids)
Source: RefSeq, a predicted model, not a curated record